Messenger RNA from Nematocida homosporus, 3255 nucleotides. RefSeq lists its product as uncharacterized. The transcript has a single exon. The record is from RefSeq and is a predicted model, not a curated record. Lineage: Eukaryota; Fungi; Microsporidia. The coding region runs from base 1 to 3255 and encodes 1084 amino acids.
AUGGCACUAUCUCUGCGUAGGAUGAAUUUCUUGCCCCCGUCUGUUCAGAGCAUGCCAAAAUGCUCUUUAGGCUGCGCCACCAUGCAUAAACUCUUUCUUAACCCUAGCCAUGGUGUUAGAGCCGUUUCUCGAAUAACUACUACUUCGGCGGCCAAGUUUUACCGUUGUAGAACAAUGAUAUGCAAUUGGGUUGGCAUUAACUUGUGCGCUCUGCUAAUACUUUUGAAUUGGGCCGGUGGGGUUGAGGGUAUAGCCUAUAGCAGGGAUGCGGCAAUUGUAGCGCUACAAUCAAUUGGAUUUGUAUGGAAGUUUGAUGUGCCAAAUAUACAGAUUGUAUUCUACUCGCCUCAGCAGCUAUCAAGGCUCCAUUUCAAUCCAAACACUAACUCAAAACUAGCUCGAUCCCGAUUGAAACAAGAGAAUAUGCCUGAAUAUGCAGUAGAUUGUUUAGAUAAAAGCAUUUGUUUUAAACUGCGUGACUAUCCAAAUGCCGAUAUCGCCAUGUACGUUUUAAAUGAACUAAGAAGGAUCGCAGUAAUUAAGGUCAAUACUGUUAUUAUUAAGAAUAUCAGCAUCAGCCCACGCUGCCAACAAACGACCCUACUAAUUUUAUGCCGACUGGCUAACAUGUUUGAGUGCAAAGAGUUACAGUUUCAUUUUGAUGACCUUAGUCCAAUAUAUAAAUGCAUGGCUCCCCCCGAUCGGACCAGAUGCCGGGAAGAGGCACAAAACACACUUAAGCAUGCCGGCAAUGUAGCAAUAAGCCUGAAACUCCUUUCUCUUUUGCCACCGGGCGUGGCUCUAGAGAAUCUGCUUGUUAACUUGGCUGUAAUGCGGCAUGUCGUAAACAUCACAUUUAGUGCCAACCUUGUCCCUAAGAUUGCUACCUACCUAUCCCACUUUGCAUUAGUAGACGAUUUCUCCCUCAUACUUGUGUACCAAAGAGACGAUAUUGUCAUUGAUUUGGUCAUGCUUCGGCAAGUUUCUCAUAAGUGCGCCAAUCUUAUCUUUGAUAUUCGCUAUUGCCUCUGUCCAACAAUAAAGGGUCUUGAGAAGGGGCUUGGCACUAGCCAAACUACAACUCUAAUUGGUGAAUGGUCCGGUAUUCAGUAUCUUGUAAAAAACAACCCAACAGCAAUCAGAGUUCAUAUUAUUUCCAAUCCACACAAUAACACACACUGGGACCAUCACAUGCACGACGCCCACAAAAUCCAAACCCGGCCCGCAUCUCGUGUUUAUGCCCUCAAGGUUGAUUAUAGAAUCUUUCCUAAUCAUGUGUGCAGGUCGCUGUCUUACUACGAUCAAUUGUUUACUCCGGACUCUUUUGCCAAAUAUGGCAUCUCGGUUCGCGUUGUACAUGCCAGUUAUGUUGGUGUCCGAUGUGACCUGCAUACGGGGCUACACGAGCUUUGCGAGAUCGGGGCUUUAGACAGAAUGCCAGCAGAUAUCAAAAAUAGAAAGGUUGUGUGCCUUGGUGAUGCACUUAACAAUCCAAAUUGGACACUCCAAGAGCCUGUUAUCAUCCGACUGUUCUGCUACUUUCCCCGGGAUACUUCUAAAUUCUUCUGCCAGCAUAUACGCUACACGGCCAUUAUGAUUACUGGAGACGGAACUCCUUACCUGGGCCAAGUGAAAGACUGCAAUGGGCUUUUAGAUCGACUAAUGAACAUCAAAGCCCAAAAACUCUACAUUUCGUACAUUCACGAUGAUAUGCCAACUACCACCACCUUCGACCCGGACAGGCUACAAGCUGAGUUGGACAAAUACCCCAAGUACCGCCUCACUCUUCAGACUUUAUUCUUAGACGACGUAGACGAGCGCAUUAUCUAUCGCAUGCUAGGUCGCUAUGAUUUUACCGGCCCAACUGAAAUACAUCUUUUAAACCAACGCUUUACCAAUCUUGCCGUUACCAAAAUACUAGCUCUUCCUGUAUUUGCAACCGUCUCCAAACUUGUAAUCAAUACUCUGCUGGGCUUAAAUGAGGUUAAGUAUUUCCACCAGCAAAAGACACUCAAGGACUUCUCACUGUUUAAUUAUAUAGAUGAUCAUAAGGGACAGAAAUCAGUUGAAGAACUUGGACUGUCCAAACUGUUUCUGUUACCGGGCAGAAUAGCGUUUGGCUCGUUAAGAGAAGCUCUACAUGCCUUCAUGGCUCUAGGCAUUCAAGUCCUGCCCACUCUCGUUAAAAAUUACAGCCUAGGGAUAGACUACACCUACCAUCCUCAUGUAGCACGCAUGAAAGAGUUGGCUUAUUGUGAAAUUGCACUUGAGACCCUAAAAGCCGAUCUCACUAAUUACCAGGCCAGAUUCUCUAGUCCGACAAACUUGCCUCCAUCUCCGGCUUCAAUCCAAUACGAAUGGGCGACGGAAUUGCUCUUGUACAUCAAUGGCAACCAGUUCUUAACUGCAGCAGACUUAGUGACUAUUAUUCACUGGAUAGCCGGCCAAUUUAAGAAUAUAACUACUUUAUGGCUGGCUAACGUUAAGUGGACAAAAGAAGAGAGAACUGCAAUAGCUUCGCACGAAUAUAUGAUUAGAGAUCUGCCUUAUCUUCAGUCCAUCCAAAUUGAGGAUACUACUCCUAAUGCAGACCCGAUCUGUCUGGCAUUACAGCCAUAUUGGGCUAACUUAAUAACAAUUGGCCCAUCUCCCGAGCCCACCUUCACCGCUGUCUCAUACAAAAUACUAUCUCUUCUCUACACCUACUGUAACAAUAUUCAAAAACUUAUCCCCAACUAUGAUAACUCGAAUGCGUCUCUUCAAAUGAUUAUAAAGGAUCUCAAACUAAUGAAAGCCUGUGAAAGUAUACCUAAAUGCCGGCGUUGUAACAAAGCCCUUUACCGGCCACAAGUGAAUAUGGCCAAAAACGAGCUAAGCAUCAAGAAACACAUCCCUAACUCCAGCCCAGAGGAAAACAUUACAGUGCUUUGCUACUUCUGCUGCGGACAUCCAUUCUGUAUUGAUUGUACUCUUGCCGCCCAAACCUUUAAGUCCUUGUCCUUUAAGACUCUAGCCACUAAGAUAACAAAUGAGACUGUUCUAACAUGUCCUUAUUGCCAUCAACUAUGUGUAUUAGAGAGGUUUAAUCAACUUAUAAGUAUUUCUUCAUCUACCUUUGUUGUUCCUGAUAGCAGCAACGAUGGCUUUGCUAUUGACCCCAAAUGGCUCAUCAACACAACGGGAGAGAGCGGCCAAUACUAUUUUUACACGACCUACCAAGACAUGGCUGAUUUAAUGAACAAUCUUAAGAACUAA